Messenger RNA from Saimiri boliviensis boliviensis (Bolivian squirrel monkey), 3256 nucleotides. It is a transcript of the gene CKAP4, whose product is annotated as cytoskeleton associated protein 4. The record is from RefSeq and is a predicted model, not a curated record. NCBI's taxonomy places the organism in Eukaryota, Metazoa, Chordata, Mammalia, Primates, Cebidae. Gene Ontology annotation, cellular component: rough endoplasmic reticulum.
CCCCGCCCGGGCCUCCCUCUCCGGGGUCGUGGCGGCGGGAGGAGGGGCCGCCGGGCCGGCGUGCGUGGCAGACUUUCCCGGCGCGGCUCGCUCGGCCUCCCUUCCCGGGAGGCGGGGUCGGCGCCGCGGCGGAGGCAGGCCCCCUCCUCCCUCCUCGUCGGCCCGGCCUCCUUCCCGGCCGCGCGUCCUCUCGGCCGCUCCGACGCCAGCAGCGCCCGCGUGCCGCUCGCCCAGUCCCGGGGGAGCUCCAGCAAGUUUCCCGGGCCGCGCGCUGCGCUCGCUAGCUUCCCAGCCCGCGGCCCGAGCCGCCGCCGCGCCCGCCAUGCCCUCGGCCAAACAAAGGGGCUCCAAGGGCGGCCACGGCGCCGCGAGCCCCUCGGAGAAGGGCGCCCACCCGUCGGGCGGCGCGGAUGACGUGGCGAAGAAGCCGCCGCCGGCGCCGCAGCAGCAGCAGCCGCCGCCUCCCGCGCCGCAUCCGCAGCAGCACCCGCAGAACCAGGCGCACGGCAAGGGCAGCCACCGCGGCGGCGGCGGCGGCGGAAAGUCCUCCGCCGCCGCUGCCGCCGCCUCGUCCUCGGCGUCCUGUUCGCGCAGGCUCGGCAGGGCGCUCAACUUUCUCUUCUACCUCGCCCUGGUGGCGGCGGCCACCUUCUCGGGCUGGUGCGUCCACCACGUCCUGGAGGAGGUCCAGCAGGUCCGGCGCAGCCACCAGGACUUCUCCCGGCAGAGGGAGGAGCUGGGCCAGGGCUUGCAGGGCGUCGAACAGAAGGUGCAGUCUUUGCAAGCCACAUUUGGAACUUUUGAGUCCAUCUUGAGAAGCUCCCAGCAUAAACAAGACCUCACAGAGAAAGCUGUAAAGCAAGGAGAGAGUGAGGUCAGCCGGAUCAGUGAGGUGCUACAGAAACUCCAGAAUGAGAUACUCAAAGACCUCUCGGAUGGGAUCCACGUGGUGAAGGACGCCCGGGAGCGGGACUUCACGUCCCUGGAGAACACAGUGGAAGAGCGGCUGACGGAGCUCACCAAAUCCAUCAAUGACAAUAUCGCCAUCUUCACGGAAGUCCAGAAGAGAAGCCAGAAGGAGAUCAACGAUGUGAAGGCAAAGGUCGCCUCCCUGGAAGAAUCUGAGGGGCACAAGCAGGAUUUGAAAGCCUUGAAGGAAGCUGUGAAGGAGAUACAGACCUCAGCCAAGUCCAGAGAGUGGGAAAUGCAGGCCCUGAGAAACUCCCUGCAGACUAUGGAGUCUGACGUCUACACGGAGGUCCGCGAGCUGGUGAGCCUCAAGCAGGAGCAGCAGGCUUUCAAGGAGGCAGCCGACACGGAGCGGCUUGCCCUGCAGGCCCUCACGGAGAAGCUUCUCAGGUCCGAAGAGUCCGUCUCCCGCCUCCCGGAGGAGAUCCGCAGACUGGAGGAAGAGCUCCACCAGCUGAAGGCCGACUCCUAUAGACCGAAGGAGGAUGGAGGCUUCAGACACUCUGAAGCAUUUGAGGCACUCCAGCAAAAGAGUCAGGGACUGGACUCCAGGCUCCAGCACGUGGAGGAUGGGGUGCUCUCCGUGCAGGCAGCUUCUGCGCGCCAGACUGAGAGCCUGGAGUCCCUCCUGUCUAAGAGCCAGGAGCAUGAGCAGCGCCUGGCCGCCCUGCAGGGGCACCUGGAAGGCCUGGGGUCCUCGGAGGCAGACCAGGAUGGCCUGGCCAGCACAGUGAGGAGCCUGGGCGAGGCGCAGCUGGUGCUCUACAGUGACGUGGAGGAGCUGAAGAGGAGUGUGGGCGAGCUCCCCAGCACCGUGGAAUCGCUCCAGAAGGUGCGGGAGCAGGUGCACACGCUGCUCAGUCAGGACCAAGCCCAGGCUGCCCGUCAGCCUCCUCAGGACUUCCUGGACAGACUUUCUUCUCUAGACAACCUGAAAGCCUCAGUCAGCCAAGUGGAGGCAGACUUGAAAAUGCUCAGGACUGCCGUGGACAGUUUGGUUGCAUACUCGGUCAAAAUAGAAACCAACGAGAACAACCUGGAAUCAGCCAAGGGUUUGCUAGAUGACCUGAGGAAUGAUCUGGAUAGGUUGUUUGUGAAAGUGGAGAAGAUUCACGAAAAGGUCUAAAUGAGUUGCGUGUGCAGGGUGUGGAUUUAAAGUCCGACUUCUCAUGACCAAAAAAAUGUGUGGUUUUCUCCCAUGUGUCCCCCACCUCCCAAUUUUUUGUGCCCUCUUAAAGAGCAGUUGUCACUACCUGAACACCGAGGCAUGGUAUUUUCCUGCCCAGAUAAUUUAUUUACAAUGUUUACCAAAUUGUUGGUUUCUUAAGUUCUUUGCUUCUGUGUUUGGUUGGUUUCCUGAAGCGCAGCCCCUGUGAAUAACAGGUGGCUUUUCAGGGAUGUCUCUAGUCAGAGAAAAAUGAUAACGGCUUCAAUUGAGGAUUAACAGAAGCAGAUUAACCUCAAAAAUCUUGUCUGGCUGGCAGAUUUCAAGUUAGAAAAAAAAUGGGUUGGGGGACACUUUACUUUCUAGUUGUCUCUAAGAAAAAUUAAUUUUACUUUUUAUUUUUUGUACUUCUGGCCGAGAUUUUUAUGAGAUAUCUCUCACAUGUCUUCCACUUUGAACCAGUUAAAGCUCAUAGCUGUCAGCUUGGAAUGAGGAAGGGAGAAUCCCCUGGGUCUUUCUUUGAAAGGAAUCCGCCGCUUGAGGGCCGCCUCCCUCCCAUGGUGUGCCUGUCGUUUCUGUUCCUGAGGCAUCUUGGGAUAUCAGAGGUAACUAUGCAAAGCAUCCAGACGGUUCUGAAUGUGAAGCACUGUACCCAGCAGAGUCCUGGCGCCCUCUGUCCCCGCUGGCCAGCCUGUGUUCUCUCUCCGGAGGUUACCAAGGAAUGCACAGGUUUAAAAUCCCAGAAAGGGGUGUCAUUGGGUUCUUUCAACAAAUGCGUUAGGAGAGCUGUCCACAGUGGAAUGGGGUGUCUCCCUGGGGAAUGUAGGCCAAGUCCCUUUAUUUUAACAUGUCCAUGAAGAGGUUUGCUGUCUGGACAGCCCCGUCUGUUGGUGAGGAGCGUGUGUACUGCGUUUCUGUAAUUGUUUGCUGUAUCUCCCUUCCCUUUGAGCUGUAUCGUUCUUUAAUGGCUCUCUUGCCCUUCCAAAAAAAAAAAUUGAAAAAAAGAAAAAAACCCCAAAAAGUAAAAGAAAAAAAAGGUUUUGUUUAGUUUACUGUGAAAUGAACUGUAUGGCUUAUUUACAGUAUUUUUAAUUCUUAAUAAACACUUGAGCUUUGUUAUGA